AUGGCGAUUGAAGCUCGGGAUUUGGGCUCUGCAUCCGGCGUCUGGCAGAUGUGCAUCGGCAAGGAGUGUAACUUCACCUUGGUGGUGAAGGAGUGUUACACAGACCCGGAGGCCGCCAGAAGCCUCGAGGGCUCAGAUGGCGCUGUCGAGGGCAGCGCCGAGCUUUCUGAGGUGAAGCGCGUGAAGCGCCGGGAGUUUAAGGUCUGGUCUCCUCUGCUCACAGGCUGGUCCCCUGUCUUUGAGAGGAUGCUCAGCUCGGACAACUACGUGGAGUCCAGGGAAUUGCAAGUGGUCAUCUCAGACUUCGCGGCAGAGGCCGUGGAGAUCUUCGUGCACUUCUUGUAUGCUGGGGUUGUGAAAGGUACUCCGGCCAUGCUCGUGCAAGUGGCUGCUUUGGCAGACAAGUACCAAGUCAGCCAGUUGCACGCGCUCUGCCUGGAGUCCGUCAUGAAGGCGCUCACGCCGGAGACGGCGUGCGAGAUCUUCGCCGCCGCCGAUCACUUUCACAUGACAUCUCUGCGAGGGGAGGCGCUGGAGAAGAUCCUGAUCAGGCCCGACAAGGCAUUGCAGGCGCGUCCAAACCUCAGUGCGAAGCUACUGGAGGAGAUCCUGGACUCGGGCCUGUUGUGCAUAGAGUAUACAGCCCUCGUAAGCAUGUUUCGAUCCUGGGACACAAAAAAAGAAGGCGGCGACUUGCUCCAGCCUGUCAUCGAAGCUCACAUCAAGCGCGCAACAGCACGCAAGCCCGGCGAGCACUCCAGAAAUGUGCUGUACACUUUGUGGUCUCGCUAUGAGAAGGCCGGGAAGAAUGGCGCCUUUUUGGGCAACUGGGUGGUGGUGACCCUUGACCAAGCAGAGCUUGGUGCGGAAAAUGCAAACUGGCUGAUGGACGGUGCUCGUUAUGGCCGGCUUAACGAUCUGAGUCCGGGUUGGAUCAAAUGGGAGCUCCCACACUCAGCUGUGCGCGUGCUGGGCUUCUCCUUCAGCCACGACAUUCACAACACGGCGUCGCUCGAGAUCCUUUGCUCUGAAGAUGGAGUGGCAUGGCACCUUGCCAGCGCGUGCAAGAAGCAAUGUAUCAAGGCACGCACCUUGCUGGCUUGCAAGAAGCCCCCAGGCCCGGUGAAGUUCUUCAAGGUGCACGUUCUGGAGGGCAUGAUUGCUAGCUUUUUCAGGACCAACUUCUGCAUCCACGGCAUCUUGCAGGGGGGCUGA
Molecule: messenger RNA, 1215 nt
Organism: Symbiodinium natans
Lineage: Eukaryota; Dinophyceae; Suessiales; Symbiodiniaceae
Source: the annotation of a GenBank genome assembly